Anneissia japonica is the source of this 2462-nucleotide messenger RNA. Its product is annotated as argininosuccinate synthase-like. Gene Ontology annotation, biological process: L-arginine biosynthetic process; urea cycle. The record is from RefSeq and is a predicted model, not a curated record. Bases 46 to 1407 code for a protein of 453 amino acids. The transcript has 12 exons. Gene Ontology annotation, molecular function: argininosuccinate synthase activity; ATP binding. NCBI's taxonomy places the organism in Eukaryota, Metazoa, Echinodermata, Crinoidea, Comatulida, Comatulidae. Gene Ontology annotation, cellular component: cytoplasm.
UAAAUACGGACUAAGGCUAGUAGUUAAGAUGUCUUUUUACGUAAAAUGAAAUCCCUUCUUGUACUCUUCUACCAAUCGGUUAUUCAAACCACUUUGACCAAGGUAUCAAAAAUACUCAGUACAGUAUUUAAGAUGUCUGAACCAAAUUGCAAGAAAGCUAGAGGAGAUGGAAACAAAACUGUAGUGCUGGCCUAUAGCGGUGGGCUGGAUACAUCCUGCAUAUUGGUCUGGCUUCUGGAGGAAGGUUAUGAUGUUGUGUGCUACAUGGCAAAUGUAGGUCAAGAUGAUGACAUCAAAGAAGCGGAGGAUAAGGCUAUAAAGCUGGGAGCAAAAAAGUUUGUUUGCUUGGAUUUGCGUAAGGAUUUUGUGACUGAAAACAUCUGGCCAGCCGUGCAAGCCAAUGCAGUGUAUGAAGACCGCUACUUGUUGGGCACUGCCCUUGCAAGACCAUGCAUUGCUAAGGGAAUGAUUCAGGUUGCUAAGGAAGCCAAAGCAGCUUACAUAUCCCAUGGUGCAACAGGCAAAGGGAAUGAUCAGAUCCGGUUUGAACUGGCUUGCUAUGCACUGUACCCUGAAGUUGAGAUAGUUGCUCCUUGGAAGAUACCCAAAUUUUACAACCGAUUCCAAGGACGAAAUGAUCUAUUUGAUUAUGCAAAGAAAAAUGGAAUUCCUCUUCCAGUCACACCUAAGAAGCCAUGGAGCAUGGAUGGGAAUCUUAUGCAUAUAAGCUAUGAAUCAGGAAUACUAGAAAAUCCAAUGACUACUGCUCCACAUGAUAUUUAUCAAAUGACAACUGACCCAAAAGAAGCACCAAAGGAGCCAAGUACCAUUGAAAUUGAAUUUAAAAAUGGUGUACCUAUCAAAGUAACCAAUGCAGAGGAUGGGGUCACCAAGACAGAGCCACUGGAACUUUAUUCUUACUUAAAUGAGAUUGGAGGCAAACACGGAGUUGGUCGUAUAGAUAUCGUUGAAAAUCGUUAUAUUGGGAUGAAGUCAAGAGGUGUUUAUGAGUGUCCAGCAAUGACCAUUCUAUUGCAAGCUCACCUGGACAUUGAGAACCUCACCUUAGACCGGGAGGUGCGUCGUAUGAAGCAAGAUAUUUCGGUGCGCUUCUCGGAGCAAGUGUACCGUGGUUAUUGGUACAGUCCAGAGUGCGAGUUCUCAAGAUUCUGUAUCGACAAGAGUCAGGAGUUUGUAGCUGGACGUGUGAUUCUAUCAGUGUACAGAGGCCAAGUCUACAUUAGAGGCAGAGAAUCUGCGUAUUCACUAUAUAAUGAGGAAUUGGUCAGCAUGAAUGUGAAAGGAGAUUAUGAACCAACUGAUGCGCUUGGAUUCAUCAAAGUCAAUGCCUUACGGCUAAGGGAGCAUCAGCGGCUACGAAGCAAGAUAACAGCUAACCAGAAAUAACUUCAUUCAAGUAAAUGUAUAUACAAGUGAUUACAAGUGAUUACAAGUGUUUAGAGUAACUUGUAGGAGUUGUAACUUAAAUGUUCAUUUAAUUUAUUUGUCUGAAAUUAAAAAAAUACAAGUAAAAGAGAAAAUAAAAGCAGAGACUGGUGUUUCAACAAGAAAGUGUGUUGCUGACCAGAUGAGAUUUAAUAUGUUUAAUUAAGUGAUGGCUGUGUUUCAUCUCAUGUUUUAGAGUAGUAAAAAAAUAUGCAUACAGUAUCAAUUUGUGUGAACCCUUGUUUAUCAGCAUUGACAUUUGUAUUUAUUUACUGAAUUUAUAAAGCAUCUUUUUCAUGAAGAUCAUGCUCAAAGAAAUUAAACAACAAAAAUUAAAAGCUAAGCAAUGCAAAAAUACAGUAUAUCCCCUUCAAGAACAGAAUGAACAAUUCAAAUGUAAUAAUUAUCAAAAUAAAUGUGCACAUAAUUUAUCUAGGAAGAAUAUGAAUAUUAUUUAAAGAAAUAAUUUCUACUUUCUUUAAGUUAUCAUGAAAUAAUUUGCAAAUUACAGAUGAUGGACGUUGCUAAUCCCUGCCCCAAUAUUGUUGCUAAGGGCCCGCUAACAACAGCGUAAAUUUAGCAGUGGUUGCUCCAGAAAUUUGCCGGCGAGUGUCCGACAUCUAAGGGCUGACUAGAGCCUCAACUGUGGAUCCCAGAAUGUAAAAUCUCUGGUAGGGUUCACAAGCUCUGUGGCUUAGUAUGUCCCAAAUUGUAAUUUUAGACGACAAUAUUAGGGAUUGGCAAUCAAAAUAACGUUACUUGGAUUGGCAAAUUACUAUUACCCUGUAUUUGGUUUAGUACGACAGGGAAAUGCCCUGCAAUCACUAGAACAUAGGUAAAGCUUGUGUGUUUAUGAGACAAGCGUGUAUUCCUGGGCCUGUUAUAAUUUAUCAGUUGUUAAGUUUCAUUGUAUUACAAGCAAAUAUUCAAUGUGACUGGCCUUCCUUGGUGUUUUUAUGGUUGGAUGUAUUGCAGUUGAAAAUACCAAUAAAUACUGAAAGUCUGUGGUAGAAGAA